AUGGCGCCGGAGGUGGUGGUAGUUGAGGAGGGGAACCAGCAGCAGGAGGAUGCGCCGCCGCGGCCGCGGCCGCCGCUCGCCGUGGAGGCGCUUCGGGACAAGAUCGUCGAGAAGGUGAAGGCGAGCCGCGUCACGCUGAUCGUGGGGGACACCGGAUGCGGGAAGAGUUAUCUGGUUCCCCAGUUCCUCUUAGAGGAAAAUAUGGAACCUAUCCUGUGCACACAGCCUAGAAGGUUCGCAGUGGUAGCCAUUGCUCGUGCGAUAGCUGAGUCUCGCAAUUGGCAGCUUGGCGAGGAGGUUGGAUAUCAUAUAGGUCACUCAAAUGUGUCGGAUCUCAACUCUAAAAGGUCAAAAAUUGUGUUCAAAACAGCCGGUGUAGUAUUGGAGCAAAUGUGUGAUAGAGGAAUUGCUGCAUUGAGGUAUAAGGUCAUUAUUCUUGAUGAGAUUGCUGAUAUUCUCAAGAUAAAUUCCCAAUCGCUUUCAACAAAAUAUUGCUCUGGUCUGGAUGCUUCUGCUGAUGCUGAAAUAAACUAUGAUGUUUAUGAACUUAUCCACAAGUUAUUGUUGCAUAUACACCAAAAUGAACCAGACGUUAGCAAGAGUAUUUUGGUUUUCCUCCCUACACACUAUGCAUUGGAGCAGCAAUGGAUCCGUCUAUUUCCUUUUAGUUCAACCUUUAAGGUACAUAUUCUUCACCGGAGUAUUGACACUGAUGAAGCACUUCAGACUAUGAAGAUCUCAAAGUCUUGCCGAAAGGUGAUACUGGCUACAAACAUUGCUGAAUCAUCAGUUACUAUACCAGGAGUUGCAUAUGUUAUUGAUUCUUGUAGAUCAUUGCAAGUCUACUGGGACCCAAUUAGGAAAACAGACGCAGCUGGGCUUGUUUGGAUUUCCAAGUCUCGGGCUGAGCAGAGUAAAGGCAGGACAGGUCGAACCUGUGAUGGUCAAAUUUAUAGUUUGGUAACUGGAACAUUUUAUAGCAGUUUAAAUGAUCAUGAAUAUCCCGCCAUUUUGAGAUUAUCCUUAAGGGAGCAAGUGCUCAUGGUUUGUUGUGCAGAGCCCAGAUUGAUAAAUGACCCUAGCGCACUUCUGCAGAGGGUUCUUAAUCCACCAGAUCCAGAUGCUAUUGAAGAUGCACUAGAAUCACUUGUUCAAAUUCAUGCGUUGGAGAUUACAAAUUCUGGACGCUAUUUGCCAUUGUCAUUUGAUUCUUCUGUUCUUGCCCUUAAAUUUUGUGAGCUUGGCGCUGUCCAUGAAGGAAUUCUAAUAAGCAUCAUGUUGGACAUCCAGCCACUUCCUAUCGUGCAACCUUUUGGCUAUCAAGCACUGCGCCAGAAGUACAGAGAUAAUUAUUUCAAGGGAAAUGGCAGUGUACAAAUUGGCAAAAAGGAAGCUACUACCAUGGGAAAUCUUUGUGCAUUUCAAUUUUGGGAGCGUGUUUUUAAGGACAAGCACCGUCUGGAAUAUCUAAAAGAUGUGGCGAAAACUCGAGAACCAGAAGAAUCACAUACCUUCCUUACUAAACCUGAAGAGGAGUGGUGUGCAGUUCACAAUCUCGUCCCUGCAGCGUUUAAGAACGUCUCUGAAAUUUAUGAUGAUGUUAUGAUGCAACUGCACCGUUUUAGGCCAAGUUUUCUUGUCAAAAUCAAUCCUCCAAAGUUUCUUCAGCCUUCUGAAUUCAACCACACGUGUCUCUGUCAUAAAAUACUGGAUCUAGAGGUGGAUAUGGAUCCACUCUCGUUAGAGGCCGAGAAUUCUCACAGCGAUUCGCAGAAGCGAUGUGCUGCAACUCCAUAUGUUUCGCCAACUGAUUUUGGGACCAGUACCAUUGUUGAAUUGCUGAAGACACUUGUCAAGGAGGGUUGUCGAAGUGGUAACUCUUGUCCAUACUCACAUGAUUUUGGCUCCUUGGUUUCUGCACCUGUCACAUCUGGAGUAUGCUCUCAAGAAGGCGGAGCCACCUCAUUGUGCUGUACAAGGUUGCUUCCUGCUGAUGGAGAUGGGUAUAUUCUUGUCAUGAAUGAUAAAACCCUGGAGUUCUCUAGUAAGCUUAGCCAGUUUUAUGAUGCCUGUAAGAUUGUUGCUGGUACACCUGGUCUUCAGUCUGCUGCGUCUUAUUCGGUUCCAAAGGGCCUCAAGAUACUCGAAAAAUUGGCUGAUCCAUCUAGUCUAAUCACUGGGCUUGAGCAUAAAUUACCAGUUCCUUGGACACAACUUAAGCGAGUUUUUUGGUUCGCUGACUUCGAUAAUGAUGAGUCAGACAGUGAGCAGGCUCUCUUGCAUAAGUUCUUCGCGGAUAUUGCCAUCAAGAUUUUGUCAGAAAGGCUGUCUGACCUGCAGGUCAUCUUGAUCAUGAAAAACACAAGAUAUAUUCAGUUACAGGUGGAAAGAUUGGCGAGAGAAUGCUACUUUUUCCUCAGCGAAUCGUUUAUGUUUGAUGAAGCAACUCUAGGAUGGUUCUCAGAUAUCUCCAGGCACCCAAGAGGGAUGCAAGUGGCAGCACCAGUCACCUACGUCUUCAACAUGCAUCCUCCCUCCACUACUCAGUUUGGGGAUUAUCCAGCGGAACUUCGGGAGGCUUUACGCAGGGAUUAG
Miscanthus lutarioriparius is the source of this 2595-nucleotide messenger RNA. NCBI's taxonomy places the organism in Eukaryota, Viridiplantae, Streptophyta, Magnoliopsida, Poales, Poaceae. The record is from the annotation of a GenBank genome assembly.